CCCCGGCGUCAUGGAGCGGCUGCGAGUUGUGCGGGGCCAGCUGCAGGCGUGGGAGCGGGAGUUCGCGCGACUUCACGGGCGACGGCCUUGCCAGGAGGAUAUAGAGGCGGCGCCCGAUGAGACGCGAGACCUCUACAGGGAGUACCGUACUUUGAAACAAGUUGUGCGUCGGGCCUGCGGCGCGCCCCCCGGCUCCGAACAACCACUUCCCACGGUGGCCCAGGAGGCACAGGAAACCAGCUGCUGGGGACCCCACCUGAAUCGAGCUACAACCCAGAGUCCACAACCCACUGUUGGGCAGAGCCGGCGGGCAUCUGUUCAGGACUAUGGGAAGAGGCUCAAGGCCAAUCUGAAGGACACCACUCUACAGAUUGGGCCAGCCCUGGGCAGAAGACUCCAGUCUUCACAAAGGCCCUUAUCCAAGAUGCCUACCCCAAGGCCACCAGAUUCAAAGCCUGCCUCCACUUAUCCAGAUGAAAUUGGUGAUGUAUUUCUCCAGCCUUCUGAACCCCACCCAACGCCAGGGCGGCUCCAGCAGCUCCGGGCAUCCCUACGCCUUGGUCUUGCCUCUCUAGACCCUGACUGGCUGCAGCGGUGUCAGAACACAACCUCUGAUUUUCUGGAGGCCCCCAGUACCUGCUGGCCUGGCCUCGGUGCAGAGGAAUCACCGUCCAUGGCCACAAGUGAUUUGGCCAUUCUUGGACCUGACACUCAGGAGGAGGCAUCUACCCAGGGUCCAGAGGCUUCUGCCCCACCAGCAACUGGCAUUGCUUUGGAGAGCCCCCAGCUCAGCAACAGUAAAAAGAAAAAGUGGAAGUGGAGUAAGGAGAACCAGGGGGAGCCUGCACAGGUCCAUUGGGACAGCAGUCACACAGGACCUGAGGGAGCUAAGGCCUUAGCACUUGAGGAAAACUUUCCAGAAGAACCGGUACAAGUGAAACCACCUCAGCCAUGCAGCAGCUCAGGUGAAAGGAGGGCCAAGAAGGCUAAGGUCACGGCCCAGGUGCACAUGUCCCCUCGACCAGCUGUCCUUGACAGGGGUAAUUACGUUCGUCUCAACAUGAAGCAAAAGUGCUAUGUGCGCGGUAGGGCCCUUAGAGGCAGGCUCCUUCGAAAGCAGGCACGGAAGCAGAAGUGGCAGAAAAAGGGGCAGCGUCUUGGGGGUUGUAGACUUAGAGCCCCAGUUGAGGAUUCUUGUUUCCAGUGUGGGGAGUCUGGCCACUGGGCAUCCCGCUGUCCCCAGCCAGGUCCACGACUCAUCCAAAAGGAGGGGACCAAGGACAAGGAUGAUCAACAGUCUUUUUCUGGUUUGGACAAAGCCGUUCAGCUGACAGGGACCACCGACUUCCAGCUCCCUGGUGAGGACAUAGAACCUACUAAACCCAAGCUUCAGGCACCCCCCAGCCCCCACCCAGUGCAGCCCCUCUACCCACCAGGGCCCUUGGGACAGGUGGCAGAGACACCUCUUGAGGUAUUCCAGGCCCUUAAACAGCUAGGGCACCAAGCCUUCCGCCCUGGGCAGGAACAAGCAGUCAUGCGGAUCCUGUCUGGCAUCUCCACACUGCUGGUGCUGCCCACAGGUGCCGGCAAGUCCCUGUGUUACCAGAUUCCUGCACUGCUGUAUGCCCAGCGCAGUCCCUGCCUCACGCUGGUGGUCUCUCCUCUCCUGUCACUCAUGGACAACCAGGUGUCCAGCCUGCCCCCCUGUCUGAAGGCAGCCUGCCUCCACUCAGGAAUGACCAGGAAGCAGCAGGAGUCUGUCUUGCAGAAGGUGCAGGCAGCCCAGGUGCAUGUGCUACUGUUGUCACCAGAGGCCCUGGUUGGGGUUGGGACCAGAAGCUCUGGCAGUCUUCCCCCAGCUGCCCAGCUACCCCCGGUGGCCUUUGCCUGCAUUGAUGAGGCCCACUGCCUCUCUCAGUGGUCACACAACUUCCGGCCCUGCUACUUUCGUAUUUGCAAAGUGCUUCGGGAACACAUGGGUGUGCGCUGCUUCCUGGGUCUCACAGCCACAGCUACACGCAGCACCACCCGUGAUGUGGCCCAGCACCUGGGUAUCACUGAAGACCUUGACCUUGUCAGGUCAACCACCAUCCCCGCCAACCUGCAUCUCUCUGUAUCCAUGGACAGAGACCCGGAACAGGCUCUGGUGAUGCUGCUACAGAGUGGUCGUUUUCAUACCCUGGACUCUGUCAUUGUGUACUGCAACAGACGUGAGACCACGGAGAGGGUGGCUGCCCUCCUGAGGACAUGCCUGUGUGUGGAGAGAGGCCCAGGUCCUAAAGGCCCGGCCCCCGAAGCUGUGGCCGAAGCAUACCAUGCUGGCAUGUGUAGCCGGGAGCGACAGCGAGUGCAGCGGGCUUUCAUGCAGGGUCGUCUGCGGGUGGUGGUGGCCACUGUGGCCUUCGGGAUGGGGCUGGACCGGCCUGACGUGCGGGCUGUACUACACCUGGGACUGCCCCCAAGCUUGGAGAGCUACGUGCAGGCAAUAGGGCGUGCCGGGCGUGAUGGGCAGCCUGCCCACUGCCACUUGUUUCUGCAUCCCCAGGGUGAAGAUCUCCAGGAGCUGCGCAGACAUGUGCAUGCUGCUAGCACCGACUUCCUGGCUGUGAAGAAGCUGGUGCAGCGGGUAUUCCCACCCUGCACCUGCACAUGGCUGCCCCCAGAGCAGGGCGAGGGCAGUAUCGGCGUGAAGCCUACCGCUGAGUCCUCACUUCGGGAGGCCAAGCCCAGUGGCCAACAAGCAGCUCCUGUGCCAGGACCAGCAUGCCCAGGCCAUGAGCGGGCACUCCCCAUGCAGCCAAUAGUAGAGGUCUUGGACAUGCCAGAGGAGGCCAUUGAGACUCUGCUGUGUUACCUGGAGCUGCACCCACGGCACUGGCUGGAACUGCUGCCAGCUGUCUACGCCCGUUGCCAUCUGCAUUGCCCUGGGGGCCGCACCCAGCUUCAGGCCCUGGCCCACAAGUGUCCCCUUGUAGCUGCGUGCUGGGCCAGGUGGCCACCUGAAGACACGAGUGAGGACAGUAGCUCCCUGGACUUCGAUGUGGUGGAGCUUGUGGACUCAAUGGGCUGGGAGCUGGCCUCUGUGAAGCGGGCUCUCCAUCGGCUGGAGUGGGACCAAGUGCCAAGGACAGAUAGAGUGCAGGGCCCCAGAGUGAGUGUGGAGUUCAGGGAGUUGGCCUUCCACCUGCGGAGCCCCGGGGACCUGACAGCAGAGGAAAAGGACCACCUGUGCGACUUUCUGUAUAACUGCGUGCAGGCCCGUGAGCGCAGGGCCCUGGCCCAUCUGCGCCGGAUCUCUGAGACCUUUCGCAGUGUGGCCUUGCCCAGUUGUGGGUCCUGCCUGGAGCAGCCUAACAAGGAGUGCAGUGCUCGACUAAAGGCCCUCCUCAGCCACUACUUUGAGGAAGAGGAAGCGGAGAGUGUGGAAGAAGAGCAAGGCUCAGAGCCUGGGCAGGCCCAGCUCCAGGACUGGGAAGACCAGAUCCGCCGUGACACCCGUCAGCUCCUGUCCCUGUGGCCAGAGCAGAGAUUCUCGGGUCGGGCCGUGGCCCGCAUCUUCCACGGCAUUGGAAGCCCCUGCUAUCCAGCCCAGGUUUAUGGGCGGGACCGACGCUUCUGGAGAAAGUACCUGCACGUGAGCUUCCAUGCUGUGAUGCGCUUAGCCACAGAGGAGCUUCUGGUGAGGGGCAGAUGACCACCCUGCACAGGAGGGCAUUGUCCCACAGAGACAUAGGUGCUGGGACCUGUGGCCAGCCACUACAUGGAGGUGUCGGGUGUAUUACUCAUCAGAACAACAGUGGCCCUCAACAGCCAGGAUAGUAACCACUAGGCAAAACAAACCAGCAUUAGUGAGACGAGGAGGCUCCAAAAUGCA
Perognathus longimembris pacificus (Pacific pocket mouse) is the source of this 3874-nucleotide messenger RNA. It is a transcript of the gene Recql4, whose product is annotated as RecQ like helicase 4. The record is from RefSeq and is a predicted model, not a curated record. Gene Ontology annotation, cellular component: chromosome; cytoplasm; nucleus. Gene Ontology annotation, biological process: double-strand break repair via homologous recombination; telomere maintenance. Bases 11 to 3694 code for a protein of 1227 amino acids. Gene Ontology annotation, molecular function: zinc ion binding; nucleic acid binding; 3'-5' DNA helicase activity. The transcript has 22 exons. NCBI's taxonomy places the organism in Eukaryota, Metazoa, Chordata, Mammalia, Rodentia, Heteromyidae.